Cyphellophora europaea CBS 101466 is the source of this 1317-nucleotide messenger RNA. RefSeq lists its product as uncharacterized. Lineage: Eukaryota; Fungi; Ascomycota; Eurotiomycetes; Chaetothyriales; Cyphellophoraceae. The transcript is spliced from 3 exons. Bases 1 to 1317 code for a protein of 438 amino acids. The record is from RefSeq and is a predicted model, not a curated record. Gene Ontology annotation, molecular function: coenzyme A diphosphatase activity.
AUGUCUUCAGAUUCCAAGACCAUCAUACAGGCUUUGCAGCCAUUAUUGCAGCGUCAGAUCAAAUCCCCACACCCAUACGUGCCAAAUCCUCCAGGUUGCAGAAAGCGCGCCUCCGUGGCUGUCAUCAUACGUGUUCGCCCUCCUUUCAAGCCAGUGCCUGCGCCCAAUGAAUCAGUCGUCGAUGUUGGUACAACCGAGUCACCGGCCACCACACUAGAGGAGUUUUUUGCGAAAGCAUGGGUCCAGGACGGAGACCCGGAAGUGUUGUUCAUCAAACGUGCGGGCAGAGCAGGCGAUCGCUGGUCUGGACACACAGCGUUGCCCGGAGGCAAACGUGAUCCAGAGGAUCCAGAUGAUGUGGCUGCCGCCAUUCGUGAGACGCGAGAAGAGAUCGGGUUGGACCUGACGACAGCACUCGCCGCCGGAAAUCUACCUGAACGAAUCGUUGCGACCACAUGGGGCAAGGAAGCUCUCAUGGUGCUAUGUCCAUUUGUCUUUGUGCUGCCAUCUCAUGAACCACCCAAGCUCUUGCCGCAGCCCACAGAAGUUGCAAGUGUGCACUGGGUACCACUUCGUGCGCUUCUUUCUCCCUCGCUUCGGACUCUCGAGUAUGUGGACAUCUCGAGUCGUAUGGCGAAACAAGGAGGGCCAGCCUUACGUUACCUGCUACGAGCAUUGAUGGGCAAGAUGGUUUUCUCCGCCAUCAAGUUGGUCCCGUCAGAAAGCGUCUUUGCCUCCUCGAUAGCGGGCUUCAUCCCUGAACACAGCAAGCCGCAGACUGUGUCAGGCUGGGCUCAAGCGCCGUUCGGUGUGCCGGAAUCUUCCCAGUCUCUGGCACACCAGCAACCAAUUCUGCUGUGGGGCUUGACACUGGGAGUUCUGGCAGACUUCCUCGACAUGCUGCCACCAUACAACGCUGUUGCUCUGUGGAGAUAUCCAACAUUCACAGUCCCGGAUCUGAAGCUGCUUGUGUGGCUGUUUACGCGCAACAUUCGCAAGAACAAUGCAGGCGAUCUUUCAGCUGGGACAUGGCCAAGCAACACUGCUACAGAUGCUCAGACCCAAGCCACCGCUGUAGUGACUGAAGGCGAGCCGACUAAAUUAGCGACCCAGGAGCAUGACCAGAAUACUGUAGGCAUCAGCGGGUUGGGCGUUGGGUCGAGAACAAACGAUGCUCUUUCGAGACUUCUGGUUGGCUACUAUGAUCAUAUCAACGUCGCUCUGGCGGUGUUUUUCGUUUACCGAGCGUUACUUGGGACAACCGCAGCAGUGUGGCUGUACCGGACAUGGAGGCGAAGGAGAACAGGCAAACUAUGA